Drosophila sechellia is the source of this 432-nucleotide messenger RNA. RefSeq names its product Andropin (gene Anp). Gene Ontology annotation, cellular component: extracellular region. The coding region runs from base 58 to 231 and encodes 57 amino acids. Gene Ontology annotation, biological process: antibacterial humoral response. The transcript is spliced from 2 exons. Lineage: Eukaryota; Metazoa; Arthropoda; Insecta; Diptera; Drosophilidae. The record is from RefSeq and is a predicted model, not a curated record.
ACUUGCUUUUCAGUCUAAAUCAUCAGUGCAAAAUUCGGAAAACACAGCGAUCUAGAUAUGAAAUACUUUGUGGUCCUUGUCGUCCUGGCCCUCAUUUUGGCCAUCACCGUGGAUCCUUCGGAUGCAGUGUUCAUUGAUAUUCUUGACAAAAUGGAAAACGCAAUACACAAAGCUGCUCAAGCGGGAAUUGGCUUAGCUAAGCCCAUUGAAAAUAUGAUCUUGCCGAAGUAAUUAACGCAAAUCUGUUCUGCACUGCAAUUGAAACAAUGUAUAAAACGAAAAUAAACACAAAUUUUUAAAUCUGAAAAACAAUUAAUUUACUAACGUAAGACUUUUAGUUAACUUAGUUAAUAGACUGGGAUGUACAUAUAUGCCGCUCUCGCUUACAAUAAAAUGUUAAAUAAAUUUUCAGAUUCGUACGUGCUCAGUAAA